Messenger RNA from Colletotrichum godetiae, 606 nucleotides. RefSeq lists its product as uncharacterized. Lineage: Eukaryota; Fungi; Ascomycota; Sordariomycetes; Glomerellales; Glomerellaceae. The record is from RefSeq and is a predicted model, not a curated record. The coding region runs from base 1 to 606 and encodes 201 amino acids. The transcript is spliced from 2 exons.
AUGGCCGGCCCAAUCGAAUCCCCGACCCAGUACCAGCGCGACCUUCGAAGCGCCAACCAAGACUUCAAAAGAUCAAAGGACUCACGAUCCAAGUGGUCUAAUGGAGCCCGUCCUCUAGCUGGUUGCCAUCUUGACUGGAACACUCUGGAAGCUGUUGGCGGAACCGAACAACAGCGAGCCAUGAGCCGGCCUCGGGUCAAGAACAGUGAGACCUCUCACUACAAGAAGAACUUGCACAACAUCACCAAAUUCCGGUCACACUCGGAGUUUCCGCAAGGACGGCUGCGCUCGGCGGCUCGUGCGAAGGAACAGAUUAAGGAUCCUCUCAGUCGGUCAGUCAUGAACAUGGCGCCAAUGCAAGAUGUAUAUGGCGACAUUGUUACCGAGGACUGGAAGUACAGCUUCGAUCGGGUUGAAAGCCCCGGUCGACCAGUGACGCUCGAUAUUUUUGUCAAGACGACAGGCCGCGAGACGGAGCGUAUGGUGGAGAAGGAGUACGAGAUUCUUAAUGAGAAUGGUCAGGUUCUCAAGGGCCGCAAGGCUCGCCAAAACCUGCGCCAGGAGGGCGGCCGCAUCUCGGAGGAAGAUGGUUUCCAGCUUGUCUGA